Molecule: messenger RNA, 5812 nt
Organism: Hippopotamus amphibius kiboko
Lineage: Eukaryota; Metazoa; Chordata; Mammalia; Artiodactyla; Hippopotamidae
Gene: PRKX
Product: protein kinase cAMP-dependent X-linked catalytic subunit
Exons: 9
Coding region: 33-1091 (352 amino acids)
Biological process (GO): protein phosphorylation
Molecular function (GO): ATP binding; protein serine/threonine kinase activity
Source: RefSeq, a predicted model, not a curated record
CCCCCGCGCGCCCCGGCGCGGAGCGCGCCCCCAUGGAGGCGGCCGCGGCGGACGCCGAGCCCCGGGAGCGCCCCGGGGAGACCUCCGACGGGGCGCCCGCGCGCUCGCCCGGCCCCGCGGCGCCGCAGCCGGAGCCGGCCGCCCGCCGCCUGCAGGACUUCGACACGCUGGCCACCGUGGGUACAGGCACGUUUGGGCGUGUGCAGCUGGUCCGGGAGAAGACGACCGAGCAGUUCUUCGCCCUGAAGGCGAUGAGCAUCCCGGACGUCAUCCGCCUGAAGCAGGAGCAGCACGUCCACAAUGAGAAGGCUGUGCUGCAGGAAGUCAGCCACCCCUUCCUGGUCAAGCUGUUCUGGACGGGGCACGACGAGCGCUUCCUGUACAUGCUGAUGGAGUUCGUGCCGGGCGGCGAGCUCUUCAGCUACCUGCGCAACCGGGGCCGCUUCUCCAGCUCCACCGGGCUCUUCUACUCCGCGGAGAUCGUCUGCGCCAUCGAGUACCUGCACUCCAAGGAGAUCGUCUACAGGGACCUGAAGCCCGAGAACAUCCUGCUGGAUAGGGACGGUCACAUCAAGCUCACCGACUUCGGGUUCGCCAAGAAGCUGGUGGACAAGACGUGGACCCUUUGCGGGACCCCCGAGUACCUGGCCCCCGAAGUCAUCCAGAGCAAGGGCCACGGAAGAGCUGUCGACUGGUGGGCGCUUGGCAUCCUGAUAUUUGAGAUGCUCUCGGGGUUUCCUCCGUUUUUUGAUGACAGCGCAUUUGGCAUUUAUCAAAAGAUUCUUGCAGGCAAGAUAGAUUUCCCCAGACAUUUGGACUUCAGUGUCAAAGACCUCGUGAAGAAAUUGCUUGUUGUGGACAGAACGAGGAGACUGGGGAACAUGAAGAACGGAGCAGAGGAUGUGAAACGGCAUCGGUGGUUCCGGACCGUGGACUGGGAGGCUGUCCCAGAAAGGAAGCUGAAGCCCCCCAUCGUGCCCAAAGUGUGCGGCGAGGGCGACACCUCCAACUUCGAAGCUUAUCCUGAGAACGACUGGAACGCGGCCCCUCCAGUGUCGCAGAAAGAUCUGGAUGUCUUCAAGAAUUUCUGAACGUGAGCUCCCCAGCUGAAGAAACAGGGUGUGGUUUGAGCCUGCCCGGGACAGAUGGCUGCCGCCUGGGAAAGAUGGCUGCCCCCCAGGCAGACCCAAAGGAGCAUCUUCUUAACGGGAUAGGAACGUUUCCACGUUUACGUACACCCGGAUGUAUAUAAAGAGAUUGCAGAGCCAUUGACGUUCGUGGACCUGGAAUUAUUUAAGCAACUGGAAAUCGACUGCACAGUAGGACGUUUUGAAAAAAUUGUUUGGUUGUAGAUUUUAUCUUCUUUUAGGCUUGUGUUCCUACUGGGAUAUCCUGGGUUUUUUUUUUUUUUCCUCAUAGACUUGACUUUAUAAGUUUGAGCUGAGCUUGUUCAGGUAUAACCACAGAUGGUGUGCACGCGUGUGUGUGGGUUUGUGCGUGCGUGUGAAAAGGACAGUAUGCCUGCAGCACAGAAACUGUGCAGUGAUGUAAAUGUUCCUACUUUCCAGAGCCUGUGGUGUUUAUGUCUCAGAAUUUUUUUUCAAGAAUCUCUUCUCUUGGGGACAAAAUUUUAGAAGUAUGCUAUAUGCAUUUUUUUAUCAUCUUAUAUGCAAUUGAUGGUUCUGUGUGAAGAAAAUAUCAUACGAUGGUCUGUACCCAAUAUCUUUAAUGCUUUGUGUCGGGUAGCCUUGGGUCUUGAAACCAGAAGGGCAGGGAAGGAGAUGUGGGUUAGAACUUUAGAGCCAGACGAGCCAUUGACCUUGAAUGUUAUUCAAGGGGUUUUCUCUAUCACAUUAAAAAAUUUUCACACUCUGCGGGAGGGGUGGCUGUCUAUUAAUAUUCCGGGUUAAAUCCUUGAACCAAAACGCAUCUCCCAGAGCAGACGAGGAGCUCUCUGUAUUGGCUCCAUGACCUUGUCCAAAUGUUUUCUUUUCCCUUCGGUUUUGAGAAACGUAGGAAACCGGAUGGAUGCGACGGGAGUGUUGGGACCUCCCUCGUUUCUGCUGCAUUUCCCUUCUCCUCGUCAGCGUUCACCCUGAGUGCAUCUAACACCCUCUGGUUUCGUAGAGCUGGUGGGCUGGUGCAGAAUACGUAUUGGGGUGAGAUUUGUUUCGCUUUGGGCGUGAUGAUGACGGUGCCCUGAAGAGGGCCCCACUGUGCCUUUCCUGUAAGCUGGACUUCACGAAAGCCAGGUGUUGGGUUGGUCGUGGUGAAUGUGUGGCUGUCUAAAUACGGGUCUUCCCAGAAGCAGGGCGCGGGCACAGGUCCUUGGCGUCUGUCCUGUCCCUCAUUCAUGUCCUUCUCUACCGUCUGCUUCUGCUUUCUGACUCUCAACUGCGCUGUGAAAAUCUAAAGGGGGCUCUCGUGUUCUUCCGACUCUGACUCAGCUGGGGACCCAGAGGUGCUCAGACCUGCUGUGUCUCUGGUCACAGGGCCAACCACGCCCUUCGCCAUGGAGGUCUGCGCGUUUAAGAAGUACAAUGUAGAGUCUUCGGUGGCUGCAGGGAUGCAUCCAGCAGACAUCCGAGACCUCUCCUGCAUCCUCCCUUUUCCUGCCGAGAAAGGUCCAGCUCCUUGGGCAGCCGGCACGGGGGCAGACAGUGCCUGGAGGUGUGCUGGUGUCAAGGGUGGGGUGCCCCCUCAGCUCUCAGCCCCCUCCCGGGCCUCUGCAGCUCAGGUGUUCUUGGGUUACCCGGCGGGUUCUUUGCCAUCGGCACUGUUUCUCCUGUUCUGGGCCAGGAAGGCAUUUCUUCCCAUAGGCUUUGCUUCUCUCUCUCUUCUGCAGACACAGCUAGGGGUGUGGAAAGCUGCCGUUUGGGAAAAAUCAUACAUUUUUUUUUUAACAUAGCAAGAAUGUCAGAGAGAUGCAGUCACCUCUCAGAUUUGGCCAUGAAUCAGAAGGCAAGGCCUGUGUGUAUCUGAAGGUGAUACGAAGAGAAAUGACAGCUAUCAAAGCUUUAAAUUGAAGGCACUAAAUCACCCCCUUCUCAUAAAAUGGCCUUGUCUUCAGAUGGAAAUCAACUCCACAGGUGAGAGUCAGUCCAGGAUUUAGCAAAACAAACCCUUUACAAUGAGUAACUCAACAGAAAUGUAUUUUCGGGGGGUGCGCUUAGAGAAACGUUCCCACAGAACCGUGUUUUCAGUCUGUACUUUUUCAGGCAGCAUGCUCUCUGGAUUAAGCGGUGGGCCAACAGGGGCUAAAAUUUUAUCAUCCAAUUUCUGCGCUCUUUCCUCAUUGAAUGUUAGGAGGUUAGAUCGGCGAAGUGAACCUGCACAGAGAUACAGACCCACGAGGAGAAACCUAAGUCUCGUGUCCUCUGACUAUAAAACGAUUAUUAUUGGGAGGCCUAUGCCUAAAAAAUUGCAAAAUAAAUGAAACACCUUUCUUGAACACAGUACAAAAUUGCAGAUACACACGUUGGUCCCUGUGCGUAUUGUUUGGCUUCGUUCUUCCUGUCCAGGAUUUAAUUUAUGAGAUGAAAAUAGCACAAGAACGCGUGAAAAUGCAUUGCCUUAAUUUUCAGCAAAUAUGCAGGAGAAUCUAACAUGCUGAUGCAUUGAUGACUUUGUUAAAAAUGCUGCCAUCGGCCAUGCAGAACAAAUUGGAAAUUAAAAGGAGAUCCAAGGAUGGCAGACAGCAUUUGUCUCACCUUCUAGACCCUCACGCCCAUUGAGUUAUCCCAGAACGUCAUCUGCCAGGGGCUUGGCUGUAAAUUCAAUGCUCUGACGUUAUGCAAAGAUGGGUGUGAUCAAAACGAGUCUUAAACACGUAGAACGCUCGCUACGUACGUCUGACAGUUAGUUCACUCCCUGGAGGCAUUCUGAUAUGUUCACAUACUGGAUGAAAAAUAAUCAGGGUGCAAAGUUUUGAAGAAAAUGCAUGGCCAUCAACACAGCAUUCAGAUCUGGGAAAGGAUAGAUUUUUGUUUUCUGCUGUUUGAUAAGUUGGCGCUAUUUCCUUCAAUGAGAAUCCUAUUUUAAAAAGUCUUUAGGAAAUGCACACAUGACAACAGGUGGAUUGAGAUGAGUCUUGUUUUUCUAAGUCGUACGGCAUCACGUCCACGGUCACAGAAGCUGGAAUCCCGCACAGCAGGAAUGCGUCAUUUGCCGGCAAUGGAAAAAUCGUGAUUUCUGCUGUCGACUUGUCAAAACAGGCAAAAGAGACCCCAGCGGUCAGAUACAGGUGUCCAUAUCACGCCAUCGCGAUGCUUUAAAACUCCACGCCCCAUUCCUGCUGCUGCUUUUAUAAAUGUCUCCUGCCAUGCUUUGUUUCCUUCUGUCCGUUCUAUACGUCAGGACUAGCCUGCUGCCAGUCGGAGUCACCAGGAGCCCUGAGCCGUUGCGUGACGUGACAUGCAUUUGCCCUUUGCACGUACGACCUAAGUUGCCUCUCAGUUUGGAACCCCUUUAACUGGAACCCCUUUAACUGGAACCCCUUUAACUGUGAAAUACGGCUCCAUCCUGUUACCGCAAGACCCUGACGCAAUGCCCCGUAGGCACCGAGGGCCGCCCACCCAGGUGAGCUCUGCAGGCUUCCCCAGGUCCCAUCAGAACAUCAAACUCCUCGCUCUAGCUACGGGUGCAGGAACGAUUGGAUUUGUUUUUUCCAGCCCUUUGAUUUCCCAUCACAAAAUUUAUGCCAUCACAGAAGUCCUGAUCACUCCCAGUUAAGAUGUGAAAUGAGAUGCCGUCAUUGUUCUUUUUCCAGUGGUCCGUCUACCUGGCGUGUAUUUCACACCUGUUGGGCACAUCUGUGUACUGUACCCUCUAUGCCUCUUUCUGACUAGUUCAACUACCGUGGGUGCUGUCGACGUACCAAAAACAAAGAGAAAAGCACAUGCACAGUUGUCUUGAUAUUUGAGUAGGGGUGUGUGUGUGUGUGUGUGUGUGUGUGUGUGUGUGUGUCUUGGUGGAGGUGGAGUGGGGGGGAGUGGGGGGAGGGCAGGAUGCUUUCACCAAGCAUGAUGUUUUCGUGUCAAGCUUGUUUUUGCAGACCCUGUGGGGUUGCAUCCGAGGAGCAGUGCUUCAUAAUCAAAAGGAGAUACCCUGUAACCCUUUCCUCUACAUUAUUGUGUCUUAAGGUGUUCUGUUGAUCUGCUGUUUGAUCUUCCAUGCUGGACUCCUCUGUUAUUUAAGUAAAAGUCAGUACAUGUGUGUUUUUGCAACUGGGAUUUGAAGCCUUUCCACUCGCAGGUCGUCUUUCCUGGUUCCCUGAGAUGCUUUGCCAGCUCUGCAGGGCGGUUGGAGCUUCCUUCUCUCUUGCGGGAUGGAGCGCCUGGGCCGGUCUGGUGUGUCCCUGGCGAGUCACACGGGGAGCCCCGCCGGGUCAUCCCAGCUUCUCAUGUGGAUUACAAAAAAAAAAAAAGAAAAAAGAAAAAAGAAAAAAAAAAAAAAGCCUGUUUCUAACCCUGUCAAUUCCUUGCACAUUGAAAAUCACUGUGAUUUGUAUAUAUACCCUAGGAAAAUUCUACUGCUGUCUAAUUUAUGGAAUAAUACUAUCGAUUCCAGGUUUGUUUAAUAAAACUUUGUAUCUUUUAAGAUAAAGUGUGCCUCUGGUCUGCUUCUUUGGUCAGAGGGAAAGCUGUAGCUUUUCUUCUUUUAUCUACCCUAGGUGUCUGCAUUCUUUAUCUUUUUAAUUUUUUUAUUUUUUAGUGAGAUAUAAUUGACCAAAAAAUUAUGUUUGUGUUAGGUUUACAACAUAGUGAUUCUAUAUAUGUAUAUGUAGCAGAAAAACACCCCGGUACAACUAGGU